Messenger RNA from Monomorium pharaonis (pharaoh ant), 2161 nucleotides. RefSeq lists its product as uncharacterized. The coding region runs from base 87 to 2120 and encodes 677 amino acids. Gene Ontology annotation, molecular function: olfactory receptor activity; odorant binding. Gene Ontology annotation, cellular component: plasma membrane. Gene Ontology annotation, biological process: detection of chemical stimulus involved in sensory perception of smell; sensory perception of smell. NCBI's taxonomy places the organism in Eukaryota, Metazoa, Arthropoda, Insecta, Hymenoptera, Formicidae. The record is from RefSeq and is a predicted model, not a curated record. The transcript has 12 exons.
CUUUUUUCUGCAUUUCUAAGCACGCGAUGAUAUGCGUCUAGCAUCUUCCGAUUGGUUGGUGGCCGUGAAAGUGGGAUCCAAUCUUCAUGUUCCGUCAACGAAGUAAGCAAAAAAGUGGAAUUUUAGACGUGAUGAUACCGAUCAGCACUGUCAGUCGACCGGUUGAAAUUGGCCUCCGUCUUACUGGGAUAUGGCCGAAUUCCCCAAUUUUCUUUAGAUUGCUUUGGACGUUAGUGAUGGGAACAGGACUGAUCUUCCAGUAUCAUUACCUCUUAACACACUUCAGUACCAAGGAUCUGCCCAACUUGAUAGACGGUUUAAGCACUACCUUGCCGUACAGCCUCCUGUUCUUCAAACUGAUUGUUUUGUGGGUUAAGAAUCGAAUAUUCAACAAUAUCCUGACGGCGAUGUCCAACGACUGGCACGAAUAUUCCGGCAUGUACACCAUGAUCGACAAGGCGGUUCUCGCGCAUCGUUGCUCGAAAUUAACUAUCGGUGUUUACUCGACGGCAGUGAUGCUUUACAGUACCGCGUCCAUCAACUUUCGUAAGCAGUCCAACAACAAUUGCCGAGAGUUAUUAAUAAAGAUGGAAUUGCCCUUCGAAUUCUGCGAAUCGCCAAUCUACGAGAUUGUGGCGGGCGUUCAAUUCGUACACCUAAUGGCGGUCGCGUCCGCCAUAGGUAUGCUCGAUGCAUUAAUGGUUACGUUGAUGCUGCAUAUCGGUGGGCAAAUAGACAUCAUGCGACAGGAAGCGGAUGAGAUUUGUCCCAAGGAUAAUAAAUAUGAUUUGCCUGUUGCCAUUGUGAAAUCUUUAAUCAGUAAGCAUCAUAAAAUUAUUGCUUUCUCAGAAAGCAUCGAAAGUCUUUUUUCUCACAUUGCGUUCAUGCAAUUUUUUUCGAAUACAAUCAUUAUAUGUUGCAUUGGAUUUCUCAUAGUAACCUCGUUGGGUACAGAUGAAGGCGUCAGGAUGUUAGUGAAGACAAUGUUUUUUUACAUCGCUAUUACUUUGGAGGCAUUUAUCUUUUGUUUCGCUGGUGAAUAUUUAAGUAAUAAAAGCAAAACAAUCGGCGAUGCUGUAUAUGAAUCUGUUUGGUAUAAUCUCAAACCUCAGGAUUGCCGCAUUCUGUUAUUUGUGAUAAUGAGAUCACAAAGACGGCUAACAAUCACUGCGGGGAAAUUUAUAGAUUUAUCAUUGGAAGGAUUCACAAAUAGCAAGACGAUUGGUGAUGCUGCAUAUGAAUCUGUUUGGUAUGAUCUCAAGCCUCGACAUUGUCGUAUUUUGCUGUUUGUGAUAAUGAGAUCACAAAGACAGUUGACACUCACUGCGGGAAAAUUCAUGGAUUUAUCAUUCGAAGGAUUCACAGACAUUCUUCAUACAAGCGGCCAGAUAGAGAUUUUGUGUGACUCGUUGAGGGAUAUCUCUUUUGAAAAAAACAAUCAACAUAUAUCUUUUUCUAUGAAGGAACUGAUCGGCAAGCAUCAAAAGAUCAUCAUCUUUUCGGGAAAAAUUGAAAGAAUUUUCUCUUAUGUAGCAUUAAUCCAAUUCUUGUCGAGUACAUUACUGACCUGUUGUGUAGGAUUUACGGUUAUAACAAUUCUUCAUACAAGUGGUCAGAUAGAAAUUUUGUGUGACGCAUUAAGAGACAUCUUUCUCGAAAAGAACAACCAACAGAUAUCUUUUUCUGUAAAGGAACUGAUCAGCAAGCAUCAGAAGAUCAUCAUCUUUUCAGACAAAAUUGAAAGAAUUUUCUCUUAUAUAGCGCUAGUUGAAUUCUUGGCGAGCAUUUUACUGACAUGCUGUGUAGGAUUCACGGUUAUAACAGUAACACUACUAAAAGCUAUAGUGUUUUACAUUGCAGCUUUGAUAGAGGCAUUUAUUUUCUGUUUUUGCGGAGAAUAUCUCAGUUCCAAGAGCAAAAUGAUUAGUGAUGCGGCAUACAAAUCAAUCUGGUACGACUUUAAGCCGAACGAUAGCAAGCUUAUCCUGCUUAUAAUAUUGAGAUCACAAAAAAGACUUACCAUUACAGCUGGAAGGAUCAUGGAUCUGUCGUUAGAAGGAUUUACAAAUAUUAUGAAGGCCUCUGUUUCAUACGGGUCAGUAUUGCAUGCGAUGUAUUGAAGUUUGAAGAACCGGUAAUAAUUAUUGUAGAUUCAAUGUAG